Molecule: messenger RNA, 1509 nt
Organism: Arabidopsis arenosa
Lineage: Eukaryota; Viridiplantae; Streptophyta; Magnoliopsida; Brassicales; Brassicaceae
Source: the annotation of a GenBank genome assembly
UUUCAUAUUACAUAAUCCCGAAUAAAACAGCAAACAUUCUCAUCUAACUCACAAGGAAACAACACUCAUUCUUUUUUUUUCAGCACAACCGAAACCGAAAUGGCUCGUUGUUGCAAACUUCUUGCUGUUUUCUUAUGCGUUAUUUUGAUGCUCUCUUUGUGUGAAGCUUUGAGUAGCAACGUUGAUGAUGGAUAUGGUCAUGAAGAUGGGAGCUUCGAAUCCGAUAGCUUGAUCAAGCUUAACAACGAUGAUGUUCUUAGCUUGAAAAGCUCCGAUGAAACCACUUCGGAAUCAUCAACCGUUAGUGUUUUAAACUUCGGAGCCAAAGGAGAUGGAAAAACCGAUGAUACUCAGGCCUUCAAGAAAGCAUGGAAAAAAGCAUGUUCAACAAAUGGAGUUACUACUUUCCUGGUUCCUAAAGGGAAGACUUAUCUCCUUAAGUCUACUCGAUUCAGAGGUCCAUGCAAAUCCCUACGUAACUUUCAGAUUCUAGGCACUUUAUCAGCAUCUACGAAACGUUCAGAUUACAAAGACAAAAACCAUUGGCUUAUCUUAGAGGACGUUAACAAUCUAUCACUCGAUGGUGGCUCGACGGGAAUUAUUAAUGGCAACGGCAAAAUCUGGUGGCAAAACUCAUGCAAAAUCGACAAAUCUAAGCCAUGCACAAAAGCGCCAACGGCUCUUACUUUAUACAAUUUAAAGAAUUUGAAUGUGAAGAAUCUGAGGGUAAGAAAUGCGCAGCAGAUUCAAAUUUCAAUUGAGAAAUGCAACAAAGUUGAAGUUAGUAAUGUUGUGAUCACUGCUCCCGGCGAUAGUCCCAACACCGAUGGUAUCCAUAUCACUAAUACUCAGAACAUUCGAGUCUCCAACUCAGAUAUUGGAACAGGUGAUGAUUGUAUAUCCAUUGAGGAUGGAACGCAAAAUCUUCAAAUCUUUGAUUUAACUUGCGGCCCCGGUCACGGGAUCAGCAUUGGGAGCUUGGGGGACGACAAUUCGAAAGCUUAUGUCUCGGGAAUUAAUGUAGAUGGUGCUAAGUUCUCUGAGAGUGAUAAUGGAGUUAGGAUUAAGACUUAUCAGGGAGGAUCAGGAACUGCCAAGAACAUUAAAUUUCAAAACAUUCGAAUGGAAAAUGUCAAGAAUCCGAUUAUAAUCGACCAGAACUACUGCGACAAGGACAAAUGCGAAGACCAAGACUCCGCCGUGCAAGUGAAAAACGUUGUGUACAAGAACAUAUCCGGUACGAGCGCAACGGAUGUGGCGAUAACGUUGAAUUGCAGUGAGAAGUAUCCAUGCCAAGGGAUUGUGCUUGAGAACGUGAACAUAAAAGGAGGAACAGCUUCUUGCAAAAAUGCCAAUGUUAAAAAUCAAGGCACCGUUUCUCCUAAAUGCUCUUAACUGAGCUAACUAUGUAAUACACAUAUAUACAUAGAUAUACAUAUUUACAUAUAGCCUGUAUAUUGUACAAUACGCAUUGCUUCUUAAUACAUGUAGUAAAGAAUAUUUGUUAUC